Molecule: messenger RNA, 3915 nt
Organism: Leishmania braziliensis MHOM/BR/75/M2904
Lineage: Eukaryota; Euglenozoa; Kinetoplastea; Trypanosomatida; Trypanosomatidae
Exons: 1
Coding region: 1-3915 (1304 amino acids)
Molecular function (GO): protein binding
Source: RefSeq, a predicted model, not a curated record
AUGCUGUCAUUGCGCUUCCUUAGCGUUCACAUGAACAGCAUCAAGGUGCUCGAGAGCGGCUGUCUGCGCACGCUGCGGCACUUGGUGGAACUUGACUUGAGCGCGAAUGAGCUACGAGAGAUACCGCUAGGGUGCUGGGACGGGCUUGGACGUCUCGAGCGCCUGAACCUUUCCAGCAACCGGCUGACUCGCCUUGGUCCGACUGCCUUUGGCUCUCUCGCCUCGCUGCAAUGGCUUUCCCUCGGCUUCAACAGCAUCAGCGAUGUAGUAGGGCUGCGCUCCGUACCUGCGCACGCGCCGCUCACCUAUGUGGACCUGUGCGCCAACCGUAUCGCGACGCUGGACGAGGUCAUCGACGCCCUCACGCCUCAUAGAGCGCAUCUGCAGGAGCUGCGGCUGGAGUCGCCAUCGUCCAUGACGACGGCAGCAGUAGACGGCGGCGCUUUUUCUCCGUCCGCCACAACGAACGCGUCCCUCAACGACAGCCAGGGCGGCGUACCGGACUAUUGGCCUAUCAAGGAGAACCCAUGUUGCCUUUCCCCAGGCUCUGUCAUGCAGGGGGCGAGCGGAGGCAGAGUAGAGGGCAGCAGCUGUGCUGCUAGUGGGCAAGGCAACAGCCGAGUCAGCGGCGCCGCUUGCAGCUCUCCGGUCACUACAGGCUAUGUGGAGCGGCUCCUAUCGUACUUCCCGCGUCUGCUCGUUGUGAAUGGUGUCUCCUACGGCGUGGACCCCUUGCAGGCCCUUCGCCAGCAGCGCCAGUCUCAGGAGCAGGAGGGCCUGCAAGGGGAGGAGGCAAACGCAGUCGGCGUUACGGUUGCCGUGGCAGAUGCGUCACCUCACGCAUUGCGGUGCAAUGCAGACAAGAGCCCACAGGCAGGGGCGGAGAGACUCGAUGAAGACACACCCGUUAGCGAUGCGUUUGCACGACUGCUGAGAAAACCACUUCCACACCUGCGAAGGUCGUCCUCGUCCUCGUCUCGAUCGCAAUCAUCAGCCUCGUUUGAGGAACCAAAGAAGCAGUACCGCAAUCGCAGCCACCGUCGCACCAGUAGCAGGCAUCGAACGCGCAGCUUAUCGCAUCGACGUAGCCGCGUUACCUCAUCCUCCUCUUCCUCGCCACAGGAGUCGCCUCGCCACGGCCAUCGUGCAGCUGUUGCACCCACCUCGGCGCCCCAAGCGAAGCAGGAUCCGCAAGCACCACCGUAUUCAACAGGGGUGCCAGCACCCCAAAAGGCCUCAGAGAUGGAUGAAGAAAGCGUCGUUGCUGCUGGCACCCCGGGCAAGAAAAGGGCGCCACUGCGACAUGGACAGUGGGCCGCCGCCGCGAAGCCGCGCCGCGCGUCUCUGCGCCGUCGCUUGUCGUCAAACGCCUUAUCUUACGCGACCUCGCCGCUCUCCGUCACUGCUUCCUUUCCGUCUGCAGUGUCGCCAUCGACACCGCAAGAGCACGCUCCUGAGCGCAAGCCGCAGACAUCAGUGUCGCCAUCUACCACAGCAACCCCGCAUAUGCGCAAGCUCCGCUUCGAGCCCACGUCAGUGACGCCCACCACGGAAGCUUCUCGCACGCCUUCUGCAACCCCAUUAACGGAGCAGCUGAUGCCAUCUGGAGGCAAAAGUGCCGAUCUGGCUGCUCUUCUGGGAUACCCUUCCCCCGCCGGGGUUACCGAUACCAGCGACGUCUCACCGCCUGCCGCAACAACGCAUGGUCAAUGUGAACAUCGCGACGGCGACGGCGAGAGUGGCUCAAAGGGCCUCAGCGUUGCCACCACCACAGACGGUGGAGCCGUCACACCUGUCACCGCCAAGGAUUGGGCAACUCACGACCUUCUGUCUCCUCUUGUGGGAACCGCCUCAGCCGUGGCGCUUCGGUGGAAGCCGAAGCAGGUGUCCCGUGGGACCUGCACGGAGCAGGGCACAGAGACACUAGCGACAGUGUCGUGCGAUGCCAAGCUAGCGGCAAAGGUGGAGCAGUUGCAGGCACAACUGGCGCUGCGUAACACGACUAUCAGCGAUCUGCGUCGACACCUCGACCUCACCCGGACCCAGUACGUUGAAGGGCAGCGCGAGGCGCAGCAGCGGCAGCAGCAACUCCGCAGUCAGGUAUCGGCGCUAAAGGACGAGCUGGCGCGGCGGAGCGAGGAGGCGACAAUUCUUCAGCGCAAGCAGCAGGCUCAACUGAAUCGGGCCGUCGAUUUUGUCAAAGCAGAGUGGGGGCGACGGCUGGAGGCGGCAGAGCAGCACAGUGUCGAAGCGUUGGCGGAGGCAGCGGGAGCGUGGGAGGAACGCCUGGCACGUGCCGCGGAAGAGAACCUACACGUCCAGCAGACGGUCACUGUGAAGUCCGCACAGCUUGCUACGCUCGAGCGGCAGACACACGCUAUGGAGGCGGAGAUGCAGGCGAUGCGGGGCAGUGCUGUUAUGCAGCGGCGCCACGGGGCUGCGCGAACCGAACUGCUGCUCGCCGAGGCGGAGAAACGGCGCUCGCUGGAAGCCGCGGCGGCGACCACAGCUGUGCAGCUCUGCCAUUCGUUCUGCAACGCAGCCGUGCGCCUCCACGUCGAGGCGCUGCGCGAAGCGGACCGAGGUCGGCAGUGGGCAGAGGAGGCACUGCGAGAGCAGCAGGCCAUGUGGAGAACGCAGGUGAGCGCGUACGAGGACGCUAUGCGUCAUGCUGCGUCCGAGGUGCACAGUGCUGUCAUGGGGAAGCACGGCGCAGCUCACUUGCCACCGCUUCCGCCGACAUGCAAGUCGCCUGCCCGCCCCGAGGCGCCACCGCUGUCGCUGGCUCCUGUCCCGUCUCCGACACUCACAGGCGUGGCAGCCCCGCAACUGGAGCUACUCGAGCUCAGCGGCGAUAGCAGCGACAACAAGGCCACCUGUGCACAAGAAGAUGCCGACGAGAAGGACGACAAGAGGGCGCGGACACAGCUGAGGGUGGAGAGGGCAGCUGCAGAUGACAGUGCCCUGGUGUCGACCCCCACCACAGACUCUCUACGUGAGAUCCAGGGUGAGGACAGUAGCCGCGCAGCAGCAGCAGCGGCAUGCGGAGCUGCUUCCGAUGCGCUGAGGCAGGUGACUGGUGUGGAUGCCAACGAUACCCUAACGAGGUACUGGAGGAACGCGUGCGCGCGUGUUGAGGCGCAGCUCCAUCGCGUGGCGGCUGCCUUGCAUGUUGCAACUUGCACCCAGCAGUCCAUGGCGGCGGAGAACACGCGUCUGCUCAGCCACGUCGAGGCGCUGGAGGGGGAGAAGGAGGCGCUAGCAGCCCUCCGCUCUACUUCUGGGGUAGCAGUUCAGGAGCGGGACAAUUUGCUGCGCACGCUGCACACAUUGCGAGCCGACAUGGAGAAGAAGGACGCCGCCUUGGAUGCGCUAGAGGCGGAGGCACACGCGAAGCUGAACGAGAAGCGCCACCGCAUUGUCGAGCUCGAGGACACUGUGGAGGCGCUCACAGUGCAACAGACGCGCGCGACGGAGGAGCAUGCGUCGAUGCGCGGACAGCUAGAGGCGGCGCGGGCGAUGGUGGAGCGUCUGCAGCAAGAACUGGCCGACGCGAGGGAACGGCGUAGGGCGAUGACGCAGCAGCAGGCAGAGCAGGUGCCAGACUUAGAGCGGAAGCAACGUGAGCUUUCCGAGCUGCUCGCCACCCGCAACGCCGAGUCCCACCAGCAUCAACUGGAGAAGAAGAUGCUGGUGCACACCCUUACAAUCGCACGGCAGCAGCUGGUGCGCCUGUACGAGUCUCACCAGCAUCUUUCCAGCGAGCACGCGAGCGCCAAGGAGCAGGUCACUCGGCUACAGACAAAGCUCGACGCAGCGCAGCGGCAGCUGCAUGACGUCCAAGAAGCGACCCUCGCAAAGCAGAAGGCCACCUUGGAAGUCCUUUCCCACUUGAUGACAAACAACGCGCUGUAG